AUGCCAAAGGAGGUCGAGAGACCUCAGCAUCAGCUGACAGUUGCAUCGAUUGCCAGACUUGGGAGUCGGUCGAAAACGCAAUUGGAUGGGUGGCGGUGUGCCGUGGAGAGACAUGAACAGAUUGCUUUGGGGCAAAAGAUUGCUGGGUCUGAGGUUGAGAUGAAGAAGUGGCUCGAUGGGGUUGAGAAGAAGAUUGGAGGAAGUGGGAAGUAG
Letharia columbiana is the source of this 213-nucleotide messenger RNA. RefSeq lists its product as uncharacterized. The record is from RefSeq and is a predicted model, not a curated record. NCBI's taxonomy places the organism in Eukaryota, Fungi, Ascomycota, Lecanoromycetes, Lecanorales, Parmeliaceae. The transcript has 2 exons. Bases 1 to 213 code for a protein of 70 amino acids.